AUGAUCCCAGCUCGUUUGGCGUGGUUAUUGCAAGAGGUGCCCUCUCUGAUAAUACCGCUUUGUUAUGUGAUCACUGCAUUUGAAAGUUUAUCAGCACCAAACUUUGUGAUCAUUUCACUCUUUAUCAUACACUAUGCGCAGAGAUCUCUGGUGUAUUCGUUUUUGAUCAAAGGUGGCAAACCCACUCCGGUGCAUUUGUUCUUAGGAGGGUUGCUCUUCUGUACGGUAAACGGUUAUAUUCAAGGUGUAUGGCAAACGCGAUAUGUUCAAUACGAUACUUUUUGGCUUACAAAACCAAUCACUUGUAUUGGUAUAUCAGUAUUCGUGUUGGGUGCGUUGGUGAAUAUUCAAUCAGACGCCAUCCUACGAAACCUCCGUCGACCAGGUGAAAAAGGGUAUAAAAUACCAAAAGGUGGUUUAUUCGAGUACUGCUCGAGUGCGAAUUAUUUCGGUGAGCUGAUCGAGUGGAUCGGUUAUGCACUUGCUGCACAAACCUUACCUUCGCUGACCUUCGCCGUAUUCACAUUCUGUAAUUUGGCACCUCGUGCGCUUUAUCAUCAUAAGUGGUAUCUGCAGAAGUUUGAAGAUUAUCCGAAAAAUCGCAAAGCUAUUAUUCCAUUUCUGCUAUGA
This is a messenger RNA of Anisakis simplex (herring worm), 630 nucleotides long. NCBI's taxonomy places the organism in Eukaryota, Metazoa, Nematoda, Chromadorea, Rhabditida, Anisakidae. The record is from the annotation of a GenBank genome assembly.